Cheilinus undulatus (humphead wrasse) is the source of this 5222-nucleotide messenger RNA. RefSeq names its product clavesin-1-like. Gene Ontology annotation, molecular function: phosphatidylinositol bisphosphate binding. Gene Ontology annotation, cellular component: membrane. The transcript is spliced from 8 exons. The record is from RefSeq and is a predicted model, not a curated record. NCBI's taxonomy places the organism in Eukaryota, Metazoa, Chordata, Actinopteri, Labriformes, Labridae. Bases 1044 to 2024 code for a protein of 326 amino acids.
ACACGUUACGAUGCCCACACGGAUCCACAAGGACAUGCUGUAAUCCGUUCAUCAGGGACAUUUUGAUUUCUUCUAUCAAUUUAUUUUGUGUGCGUUUCUUUUAUUGUCUAAAUUCUAACGGAAACCUCUUUUGUCCGCGGGAUACCGAUGGCCACCUCCGCCACCAUCCCCAGCAUCAGCAGCAACACGGGAGGGCCGACGGGCCAGCCAGGACGGCCGGGAUUCAACCAGCACACCUAGCAGCUCCCUCCACCGCUGAAGACCCCCACAUCAGACCGCGCUGCCUUAACUGACCUUCUUCUCUCCUGACGGGUUGCGACCUCAGUGCAGAACAACAGGACUCUUCAUCAUCAUCAUUACAAAUCCAGCUCUCAGCAGCCCAACAUGACAAAGAGGAGCAUCAACGCCACCUGAUGAAAACCAAAUUCUGAAAAAUGACUGAGAGCAGGCGGAGGCGGAGGGAGCUGUGAGACAGAAAAUCAGGACAAAUAGGAUGUGAAUUUGAAAAAGAUUCUCCUACCAUGAGUGAAGCUGUUUGACUCCUAAAAUCUUCAAUAAAAUCAGCAUUUCAAUCCAGCAUCAAAACCAAAAACAGAGACUGUUAGAUUCCAAUGAUGUAGAAGCAGACAGCAGAGACGAUUGUUGAUUUAUAAGCUGUUUCUGUUGGACGACGUCCAACAAAGACGACUACGAUUGUGACUCUCCUCUGACUUUUUCAGGCGUUGCAACUAUAACUAAAGAAACUGAAAUAAAAGACAUAAAAACAAAGACAGCAAACAUGAUUGUUUUACUUUAAAGGGCAAAGAUUCACGUUACCGACCUCUUCAACAACCAAAUCAAAAAUCUGAGCCGCUGAAGAUUGUACAACAAAACAAUCAACAAGAAGAAACUUUGAGGAAAUAGUUGUCCUGGGAUUUCAAGGAGUCUGAAUAAAACUUGAAAACCGAAAGGAUUUAAAAAAUAAAUACAUCAGUUGAUUUUGGGUUAGUAUUUUGCACAGAAACAUAUUUUGGACAUAAGGAACCAAAAGAGAGUGAGACUCCAUGAUGACGCAUCUGCACGCCGGUCUCAGCUCAGAGACGACAGAGAAGGCUCGUCUGGAGCUGAACGAGAACCCGGACACUCUGCAUCAGGACAUCCAGCAGGUCCGGGACAUGAUUGUGACACGGCCCGACAUCGGUUUCCUGAGGACUGACGAUGACUUCAUCCUCCGCUUCCUGAGAGCCAGAAAGUUCGAUCAGGUGGAGACUUUCAGGCUACUGGCCCAGUACUUCCAGUUCAGACAGCAGAACCUGGACAUGUUUCAGAGCUUCAAGGUGGACGACCCGGGUAUUAAGCGAGCGCUGAUGGAUGGUUUUCCAGGCGUGCUGGAGACUCCAGACCAACAUGGCCGAAAAAUCCUCAUCCUGUUUGCCUCCAACUGGGACCAGAGCAGGAACUCGUUCACUGACAUCCUGCGGGCGAUCCUGCUCUCUCUGGAGGUUUUGAUAGAGAACCCGGAACUCCAGAUCAAUGGUUUCAUCCUCAUCAUCGACUGGAGCAACUUCUCCUUCAAACAGGCAUCCAAGUUAACGCCAAACAUCCUCAAACUGGCCAUCGAGGGCCUCCAGGACAGUUUUCCGGCCCGGUUUGGAGGAAUCCACUUUGUGAAUCAGCCUUGGUACAUUCAUGCCAUGUACACCAUCAUCAAACCUUUCCUCAAGGACAAAACCAGGAAGAGGAUCUUCCUCCACGGUAACAACCUAAACUCGCUCCACCAGCUCAUCCAGCCCGAGUGUUUGCCAUCAGAAUUCGGUGGCACCCUUCCUCCAUAUGAUAUGGGAAUCUGGGCGCGUACGCUGCUGGGACCCGACUACAAUGACGAGACGGAGUACACGCUGACCUACGACGCCCUACAUGUCAGAGAGAACUGUGGAGGAGGAGGAGACAAGGACAUGAUGAAGAGGUCUCAGUCAGCGGUCGAACCAGGAACUCUCCGACCGACAGACCGAGAGACCAGCACGCCUCUGCUGGCCUUGGACUGAACAAACACAGACAUAUAAAUAUAGUUAGUUUACCCACAGGCACAUGUAGAUUCAUCCACACUCAUGUACAGACACCCACACGUCUUUAAAGACGACAACACUUGGACACUCUCAUUCUGUCUGUAUUUAUCUGGGGGAUUUAAAGUCGUGUCCUGUUGACCCGGACUCUGAACUUCCUAAACGGGUCACACCCACUCAGCCUGCCCUGUCUCUGAGCCGUCUAAAGCCUCCCAGCUGAGCCAGCAUCUGUCCCCACGACGACCAACCGACGAGACGUGUGCUUCGAGUAUUUGUGAGAAAAAGAGGAGGAAUGUACCGCCGGGAUUUCACUGGUGACGCCUCUGGUUCUCACUGAGUCAGACACUCAGAGGAUGGGGUAAAACUUUAUUUAAACUUCUGAACAGAUGUGACGACACGACGGUUAAGACGAAACAAUUAAAUAUAUAAUGUCAACAGUAAGGAUGAGUUUGGCUGGGCUUCUCCAACAAGGAUUCAUUUAGACCAGCUUAAAAUCAGUUUAUUUGAUUCUGGGUUUAAAAAAACACCCUCAGUGUCAGCUGUUUCAUGUCCCCACGCUCACAGCUCGCUCAGUUGAAACCCAAAAGUUGGUGGACUCUGCCUGGGCAGGGUCAAGUCAGAGGAAACUCUGGAGGGUUCCUUAGCAUUCUUGUUUUCUAAUCAGUCGUCUGACCUGGGUCUAGGAAUUCAAGACUAAUCAAAACAUUUAGUUGCUGGUUCCCUAUAAAGUUUCCCUCAUAACAGCUGGUGUUCAGAGUUCUCUGUUCUUUCUGGUAAAGAUAAGAACAAUUAGAUUUCUUUGAGUCAACACAUUCUCAACUUAUGCUCAAGCUAUAAACACGCAAGUGUGCUCAAAGGACUGAAUUUUCAGGUCUGAAAACAUUUAAAUAUCAUAUCUGCAAAAAUGAAUCUAAAUAUCAGCAUAUGUGCAAAAAAAUCCAAUAUUGUGCAUCUCUACAAAUGGGUUUUCAUUUGGCACAGUUUGGCUUUUCAUGGAUUAAAUAAUGACAAGGAUGGAGGAAAGGAAACUGGUAGUCAAACUGGAGCUAGCUACCUUUGCUCACAUUAAAGAACCGUUACAUUGAACAGGCCCGUUGUGAACUGCACAUUUGUACUCGGUCUCUCACCCCACAAGGUUUAUUCGAUUGAUAGUACAUCACUGUUUAAAUUAAAAGCAUUUUUGUGACAAAAUGGGUUUAUAUGUUAAAGGGGCUCAGCUAGCCUCUAAACUUGGUAAAAGACUUCUCUAGACUCUGGUCUCCCUUCAUUUGCAUAGACGGCGUCUGCAGGACUGAGUAAAUGGUCGUAUUGAUCACCUCUGCACCAGUUAAACUGUGGAAAAAACUGUUUUUACAGCGUAGAGAUUGUACUCAUUGUAUGUAGAAAUAUUCUGAUAACUGCAGAGAGGAGAAAAUGCCACUCUGCCAAUCCCAAACCCCUAAUUCAAAUAUGACUAAACCUAUGUUAUGUUGGUAUUUUUACAACACUUGUCACAGUGAAAGGAAAUGUUCAUUUUUAGAGCUGGAAUGGGACGUUUGUUACGUUGACGACUGUGAGACAAGACGGUGGAUGAACUCUGCCGUGUCUAAAAGGACAGAACAGCAUGUGAUGAAUUUAAUUUUAAACAUUUAAUUUGGUAAUGUUUGACCUUAACUGCAUUGCAACUAACAUCAACAGCACAUCAGUGCAGCUUUAAAGCUUCCUCCAUGUUUGUUUCAGUUUGGUAUAAAAAUCUGUGGUUAAAACACGAUAAAAUGGUCUUAAUUUUCUUAAAGAUGAUCGUUGUUGGUGAAACCCAGUCUUAAACUCUAGAAAAGCAUUAAUGUUGAGUGUUUUCUGAGCUGUGAUUGUGAAUCUAAAGUUACUUUCAGGUUUAUGUGUGCAGGGUUCUCACAUGGCGGCUCUAUCACUUCCUCAAGCCUUUCUGCUGGAGAUAUUUCCUUAUUUAUGAAACGUUGUUUUAAAUUUAGACCAAACUUUGUUUUUUCUUGUUUUAGUGUCACAAACUGAAUGAGAAAAAUAACUCAGUGGGGGUGGAAACGUUCCCAUGUCAGAAUGAAAUGAAGGGAAAACUCACUUUGGUAAAAUAUUUUCACCUUAUUCUUUCAUUUGCAGCAGAAACACAUCAAGUUAAGCUGAGUUUAUACUUCUGGGUUGAAUCUACACCGUCAUGAGCAUCACAUGUGCACUAGUAUCUCUGUGUAGCUCUGCAAUACUCAACCAAAACACCACUGGGACUAAAGAAAGAAUGAUUUUAUUGUAGUUGGAGCUGAUAAGUAUUGAUCAGCGGAUUAUACAGCAGUUAUUGCAAAGAAGAAAACAGAGGAGACAUCAGAGGAGAUGGAAAGGAUGAGGAGAUGCACCUGCAAUAUUUUCAGAUGUUAGGAAGUUGAUGUGACUUGUAACGCCACCUGCAGCCAUUUAUCUCCCAGCAGAGUUCACACAAUACGCCUGUAGACUUAAUCAAUCCCCAGUGCUACCCAGCGGACAAAUCACAGGGCUUUGGGUCUGCAUUACCUCCAUGCGUAGUUGCAUUUUUAAGGAGGUGCAUGUCAGCCAUGUGCAUAAGCCUUCAGUAUCUUUAGGGCGUCUCACUCUCUCGGUGUAGAGUUGACACAGAAGUAUAAAUGAGCCUUUACACAGGCUUUUUGAUCAAAAACCUGCACAUAUCAACACAUUUAAACCGGAUCAUAUGCAUGGGAAUGUUCAAAACUCUUCUACCAGAGUGAAACAUUUCUUUCUUUAUCAGUGUUUUAUUUUGAAGAAACCACAGGAUGCCAAAUUUUCACCUUUAACUUUGAUUGUGAAGGGAAAGAUUGUUUUUAUUGAAUCUAACUUAUUUAAAGAUUGUAUAUUAUUGUUAUCAGUAUUACCACGCUGUAAAACAGUGGCACACUUGGCCGAUUUAAUCCUGAGAGAUUUGAAGUUAAAUUUUCAUUUUCUGCAAAUUUAAUCAUCAAUAUUUACGGACUUAAAUCAGAAAUAAAUCUUAAAUGUAGAAGCAGACUGAUAGUUUAUCUUCACUCUCUUAAAUAAUGUGAAUGAUGUGUAAAUUUAAAGGCCAAAUUUGUCACAGAUUUUGCAGCGUGUUUGACUCGUCAUCAGGGCUACACUGAGCAGUGAUCUGGUCUCCACUCGACUGUAAUGUAUUUCCUUUCAAUGAAUGUAUAGAAGUAAACA